UUCAAAAAAGGCGCCGACCGACUCCGGGAAUAUCGCAGAGCAGAGCUGAAAAAGGGAGGUUCUUCUGUGUUUGUGUUUGUCUGCGAGCUGCUCGGUUGAAGAAGAGAUAAAUUGCAAGUGCUGCUCGUCUGAUCUUUUGGUUUGUUUGGUAGUUGAAUUACAUCGAAGCAAUGGCGGCCGCAACAGAGAGCAAAGGCAAGGUGGUCAUGAUUGAUAACUAUGACUCAUUCACCUGGAACGUAUAUCAGCUGUUGGCGCAGGAAGGCGCGGACGUGGUCGUUAUCCGUAACGACGUCAAGACCGUCGAGGAACUCGCCGCGAUGGAACCCAGCAGACUCGUGAUUUCUCCCGGACCGGGACAUCCUCUUAACGACGCGGGAGUCUGUCCAGAGGCAGUGAAGUACUUUGCGGGCAAGAUUCCUAUCCUGGGAGUCUGCAUGGGCGAGCAGUGCAUUUUCUCGGCGUUUGGAGGAACCGUUACUUCAGCAGGAGAGAUUGUCCAUGGAAAGACAUCACCGAUCGAGCAUGACGGCAAGGGCAUCUUCACCGACGUUCCCCAGCAGGUUGCGGUGACGCGAUAUCAUUCGCUUGCCGGCACCAGCACGACAGUUCCCGACAGCUUGAUCGUGACCGCAAAGACUUCGAACGGAAUCAUCAUGGGUGUGCGUCACAAGGAGUACACGGUCGAGGGAGUCCAGUUCCACCCCGAGAGUAUCUUGACUGAGUCGGGUAACCUCAUGAUUCGGAAUUUCCUAAACAUGAACGGCGGAACCUGGGCCGAGGACGCGUUGAGCAAGAAGGGCCGUGCUGCCGAGACCCCUGCCGCUCCUACGAACGGCGCUACUGGGAAGGAGAGUAUUUUGGACAAGAUCUACGCCCAGCGACGCAUCGAUGUAGCUGCUCAGAGAAGCACCCCGGCCUUCACGCGAGAGAACUUACAGAAGAUAUACGACCUGGGGGUUGCUCCUGCACAGAUCGACUUUGCCGCACGGUUGCGCCAGACAAACACUGCUUUGCUGGCCGAGAUUAAGCGUGCGUCUCCGUCAAAGGGAGAUAUCGACGUGAACGCGAACGCGGCUGCCCAGGCACGCCUGUACGCUCUUGCUGGCGCCUCUGCGAUCUCGGUGUUGACAGAGCCACAUUGGUUCAAAGGCAGCAUCGACGACAUGCGGUACGCCCGCCUCGCUAUCGAGAAUGUGCCGAAUAGACCUGCGGUGCUGCGGAAGGAGUUUGUCUUUGACGAGUAUCAGAUCCUGGAAGCUCGGGUGAACGGUGCCGAUUCGGUUUUGCUGAUUGUGAAGAUGAUGGACGAGGAGCUACUGAAGAGGCUGUACAACUACUCCAAGUCUCUUGGGAUGGAGCCUUUGGUCGAGGUCAACUCCGCGGCUGAGAUGACCCGUGCGAUCCAGCUAGGUGCGAAGGUCAUCGGUGUCAACAACCGGGACCUGCAUUCGUUCAAUGUUGAUCUCAACACCACUUCUAAUCUCGCGCUGAUGGUACCUGAAGGCACAGUCCUUUGCGCUCUGAGCGGGAUCACGUCCCGGGCAGAUGUGGAGAAGUAUCUGUCAGAGGGCGUAGGCGGUUUCCUGGUAGGCGAGGCUCUGAUGCGAGCAGACGACACUACUGCGUUUGUGCACGAGUUGAUUGGAACGAAAUAAUUAGUUCUCUGAUGCUCGGUGCUUCUUUGCUCAUAUUCAUAAACGACUGUUCAUUUCUGUUGUGUUUGGUUAAUUAAUGAUAAUUUAGUUGUAAAGAUAUUUGAAAUUAGUGUAGAUCGAAGUAGACU
This is a messenger RNA of Myxozyma melibiosi, 1786 nucleotides long. RefSeq names its product indole-3-glycerol phosphate synthase-domain-containing protein. Gene Ontology annotation, biological process: L-tryptophan biosynthetic process. Gene Ontology annotation, molecular function: indole-3-glycerol-phosphate synthase activity; anthranilate synthase activity. Bases 171 to 1658 code for a protein of 495 amino acids. The transcript has 3 exons. Gene Ontology annotation, cellular component: cytosol. NCBI's taxonomy places the organism in Eukaryota, Fungi, Ascomycota, Lipomycetes, Lipomycetales, Lipomycetaceae. The record is from RefSeq and is a predicted model, not a curated record.